AUGGCGAGCCCCGAUGCGCCCGUCAACGAGGUCGAAGCCCUCCGCAAACAGAUUGCUGACCUCCAGAUUCAGCUGAAGCAGAAGACUGCGGCCGAGUCUGGCCUGAUAGCUCCAUACUCCAAGUCAUACUCCCGGGUACCCGUGCGAUCCGUGCUGCAAGCCGAUGGCGAGGGCGCGUCCCUGGCCGGCCAGACCCUCCGGGUUGGUGGCUGGGUGAAGACUGGCCGCGAGGCUGGAGCCGGAGCCUUCGCAUUCCUGGAGAUCAACGAUGGCAGCUGCUUUGCCAACCUUCAGGUCAUGGUGGACAAGGCGGUUGCGGAGAGCGUAGGAGGCUUGGGGCAGCUGACCCCCACCUCCACCUGCGUUCUCAUCGAGGGCAUCCUGUCUGAGACGCCUCCAGGCACCAAGCAGAAGGUGGAGCUGAAGGCCAGCAAGAUCGUGCACCUGGGCACCACCGACGCGGCCGAGUACCCGCUGGCCAAGAAGAAGCAGUCCUUCGAGUUCCUGCGCGAGAAGGCGCACCUGCGCCCGCGCACCAACACCAUCGGCGCGGUGGCGCGCAUCCGCAAUGCGCUGGCCACUGCCACGCACACCUUCUUCCAAUCGCACGGCUUCCUGUACGUCAACUGCCCCAUCAUCACCGCCUCCGACUGCGAGGGCGCGGGCGAGAUGUUCCAGCUGGAGGCGUUGAGGGCGGAGGUGGCGGCCCAGGGCGAGGCCGUGAAGGCCGCCAAGGCGGCGGCUGCGGCAGACAAGGCGGACAAGUCGCUGGCGGCCGAGUCCAAGGCCCAGGUCAGCGCCUUGCUGGCGCUGAAGCAGCGGCUGGCGGGCGCGGAGGAGCGCGCGCGGCUGGUGGGCGGCGUGCCGCACACGCCCUCCGGCGGCAUCGACUACUCCAAGGACUUUUUCGGCCGCGCCGCCUUCCUCACCGUCUCCUCCCAGCUGAACGCGGAGUACUACGCCUGCGCGCUGACGAGCGUGUACACCUUCGGCCCCACCUUCCGCGCGGAGAACAGCCACACCGCGCGCCACCUGGCCGAGUUCUGGAUGAUCGAGCCGGAGCUGGCCUUUGCCGACCUGGCCGACGACAUGCGCUGCGCGGAGGACUACGUCCGCUUCUGCUGCCGCUGGCUGCUGGACCACGCCGCGGAGGACAUGGCCUUCAUCGACGCCGUGAUCGACAAAGGCGCCUCCGAGCGGCUGCGCGCCGUGGCUGCCGCGCCGUUUGCCCGCGUGUCCUACACCGAGGCCGUGCGGGUGCUGGAGGAGGUGGUGGCGAGCAAGAAGAAGAAGUUCGAGUUCCCCGUGUCCUGGGGCGUGGACCUGCAGUCGGAGCACGAGCGGUACCUGACGGAGGAGGUGUACAAGGCGCCCAUCAUCGUGUACGACUACCCCAAGGACAUCAAGGCCUUCUACAUGCGCCUGAACGACGACGGGCGCACCGUGGCGGCCAUGGACGUCCUGGUCCCGCGCGUCGGCGAGCUGAUUGGGGGCAGCCAGCGCGAGGAGCGGCGCGACGUGCUGCAGCGCAGGAUCCAGGAGUCCGGCAUGCCCCUGGAGCCCUACGCGCCCUACCUGGACCUGCGCACGUACGGCACCGUGCCCCACUCCGGCUUCGGCCUCGGCUUCGAGCGCCUCGUCCUCUUCGCCACCGGGCUGGACAACAUCCGGGAGGUCAUGCCCUUCCCGCGCUGGCCGGGGCACGCCGAGUUUUAG
Molecule: messenger RNA, 1716 nt
Organism: Auxenochlorella protothecoides
Lineage: Eukaryota; Viridiplantae; Chlorophyta; Trebouxiophyceae; Chlorellales; Chlorellaceae
Product: Asparagine-tRNA ligase, cytoplasmic 3
Exons: 6
Coding region: 1-1716 (571 amino acids)
Biological process (GO): asparaginyl-tRNA aminoacylation
Cellular component (GO): mitochondrion
Molecular function (GO): ATP binding; asparagine-tRNA ligase activity; nucleic acid binding
Source: RefSeq, a predicted model, not a curated record